AGUGUAUUAUGAUAAAUAAAGGGGUGUCUGGCCAGUAAAGAAAAUAAUCUUGCAAUGCUAUCUAAUGAAUUCAUCCAUUAAAUGUCUUGAUUUUAUUGCUUCAAAUGGAAGGAAAAUCAAUACAUUAUGAACAAUAAAGUUCCCUUUGCGAUCAUGGUUCUUUAAUUGGUCUGAUACACAUGAUUGCACAUACAUCAUGUAUAUAAAUUGUCAUCAAUGAGAGAAACUUCUUUUGUCAAACAAUUUCGAAAGCUGUUUUUCAGGUGGACCAUAGAUACCCUAUCACAAGAGCAGUCUCCAGGUAGUCAUCCCCACAUCAUAUCUGAGUCAUAUCUGAUUGGGUUGCUGUCAUAAUGGAGGAAGUACUCAAGCCCCAGUCUACAAACAAUGAUGUCAAUUUCGAGCCCCUGGUCGUGAUGGAGUUUGCACUGAACACCAACCAGGCUGCCAUUGAGUGGAUGAUCACUAAACUGCAGGCAUCCAGUGAGAGGAAUGGAGCUGAGCUCUGUGUUACUGCUGUCAGGAUGGAGCACAAUCAGGAAACAGUGCUGUUGAUUGGUGGCAGGACAGAGCGCCUGCUGCUGGGAGCCGAGAUGAUGGGUCUCAUGAAGGAGUACCGUGAUGGAAACCUGCGAGAGUUCACCAGUAUUGACAUCAACAACUUCAGGGGCGCAGACAAUCCUGAUGGCAUCCUAUCAAUGGCUGAGAAGCAGAAGAUCAUUUUCCGUGAGUUGGAGAACAUUCGUGCCACAGAUGAGGACGAGCAUGUGCCAGGAUACGAGUUUAUAAAGCUCUACCCCGGACGUACCAUAGUGAAGAAGAUGUUGAGUUCAGACAUUGUCAAGACACUGUUUCCAAUCCAUGACCAGGAUUUCUUGAAGAAACUGGGGGCAGAGUGGUAUAAGAGGCCAUUAAGCAGUCAACCAAUUGAGAAAAUUAAAUAUUAUUUUGGUGAGAAGCUUGGUAUCUACUUUGCCUUUCUGGGUUUCUACACAAUCUCGUUGAUUCCCCCUGCAUUGAUUGGUUUCCUGUAUUGGAUCACAUCCUGGCAGAACCUCUACAGGGAAGCCAUCUUUGCAGUCUUUAAUUUAAUUUGGGCGACAGUGUUUCUUGAAGCAUGGAAACGCUACUGCGCUGAACUGGCAUUUAAGUGGGGAUGUACAGACUUUGUUUCUUCUAAGUUUGAGGAACCCAGAGCAAAUUUCCAUGGUCACAUGGGUAGAAAUCCUGUAACCCAGAAACCCGAGCCAGUUUUUCCGAAAUCGCAACAGCUGCUGCGGUUUUAUGGGGUGACAGUGCCGGUUCUAUUUCUGUGCCUUACCUGUGCCUUCUAUGCAAUGUUGGGAUACUUCUGGCUACAGGCGAUUGUUGACCGAUGGUACUUGGAGGAUAAGAGCUGGCUCAACAAGAUUGACACAUUUAUGCCCACGGUGGUGUACGCAGUUGUCAUAGCAAUCCUCAAUGCAAUCUACAGGAAGGUGGCCACCAUACUCAAUGAAUUUGAGAAUCACCGUCUCCAGACCAGCUAUGACAAUCACAUGAUCCUGAAAUUGAUACUGUUUGAAUUCAUCAACUGCUUUAUUUCCCUGUUCUAUGUGGCAUUUUACCUUCAAGAUAUGAAGUUACUCAAAAGUCAUCUGAUGGCACUGCUGAUCACCACCCAGAUCCUAGGCCAGGUGCAGGAGUCAGUAGUACCGUUCCUGUUCCAGCGUCGACGUGCACACCGUCUGCAGCAGGCCGUCAGGAAGCUGGAGACGGCGCAGUCUGUGAGCUACUCCAAUGGGGAUGUGGGGCAGGAUCUGCUGAGACAGGUGUCCAUAGAGAGCAGCAUGGAUCAGUAUAGGGGGACCCAGGAUGACUACCUGGAGAUGUUCCUGCAGUUUGGCUAUGUGUUCCUCUUCUCCUCUGUCUUUCCCCUGGCUGCCAUGUGGGCCCUCAUCAACAACGUCACUGAGAUACGAUCAGAUGCCUUCAAGAUGUGCAGAGUCUUCCAGAGGCCAUUUACUGAGUCUGCUGCAAACAUUGGAGCCUGGCAGAUGGCGUUUGAGCUGGUGAGUGUGCUGGCAGUUAUGACCAACUGUGCCCUGAUUGGUAUGAACCCCGAGGUGCAGAGACUCCUGCCCAGUGACAUCACCGCCGUCAACGUCCUCAUCAUAUUUGUGGCUGUUGAGCACAUUCUGCUGGCUCUGAAGAUGGCGGUGGCUUAUUUUAUACCUGAUGUACCAGACUGGGUGGAGGUGGAAGUGGCUAAGAUUGCCUACCAGUCCAAACUAGCUCUGCAGAAAGAGCAAAUACAGCGCAGUGCAGCAUCAAAGAGAAAAGCUGAAGUGAUCAGUACCAUAUAGUUACAUCAUAAUGAAGAACUUUCAUAACAGUUGUUAAAUAUAUGUUUUGUUGAACAUCUAUAUUAUACACCAGUAGUUGUGCACUUCUUUGUUUUAUGUUAUUAUACAUAUUAGUUAUAUUUGUUUUUAUGCCCCCGGUAGGGUGGCAUAUAGCAGUUGAACUGUCAGUCUGCAUGUCCGUCCGAAAACUUUUAACAUUGGUCAUAACUUUUUCAAUAUUGAAGAUAGCAACUUGAUAUUUGGCAUGCAUGUGUUUCUCAUUAAGCUGCACAUUUUGAGUGGUGAAAGGUCAAGGUCAAAGGUCAAAAAAACAAAAUCCAAGGGAAGUAACAAUCUUUAAAGGGAGAUAAUUUCUAUUUAUCAUUUGGCAGGUACAGAUCAUUUUAACAAGGGAAGUAAUAUUUUUUUAAAGGAUAUAAUAAAAAAAAACUUGUUUAAUUCAAAGCAGCGCAUUUUUGAUAAACACAUCUCUUGUUCUUUUAUAAAGUCAUUUAUCUGCAAUAACUAUAAUAUGCUAAAUUAUAUAAUAGUUACUAUGACUGUUAUAAUUAUUAUAAUUUUUCCUCACAUCAGCAUGAAAUACUUAUGAUGAACUUUUGUUGAAGAUGGUUGUCUGUCAUCCUAUGUUGUCAACAAUUUGCUUCAAAGACAUACUUAUCUGGUGAGCCAGAGUAACCGAAACUAAAUAAACAUGUUCCUUGCAUGAGACCUCAAGGCGAGGGCAUAGGUAUUUGAAGUGGAAUAAUUGGUACUAAACUUUUACUAAACUUGUUCAAUAGAUUUUAUUUGGAAUUCGCACGCUUUGGGUUUUUCCGAUUUCUGAGCCGCGCGGGAGGUACAAACAUUGUCAUUAACACAAUAAUACAGUAAUGACCAGUAACGUCGAUAUCCGCAUUGCUUCCCAUUCAGUAGUGGAUAUUUAAAUGACAGUUACUAGUGUUUCUUUAAUGAAUUUUCAAAAUUCAAGCCUUUUGUUGCUAUUACUAUUAUUAUUAAUAAUUACACAUAACAAAUCUAAUACUGAUAUACAUGUAUGUCAAACGUAUAAUACAGGAUUAAAGUCUAAAUACACCGUUCAGAUGUACAGCCACCUAUACGAAUGGGUCCAGUAGCUAACAUCCUUAAAAGACAUGAAAAAACAAACUUUGUCAGCUGUAUGGUAAUGAAGGAACCUAUACAAACGGCUUGACAAUUCAAUAUUUCUUCUGAAAAACAUUAUUCAUGUUCUUGUUUUUUUCGGCAUGCUUUAUAGAUAUAGCAAAUAAAAGUCAUGUAUGGUAAAGCCCGUUAGUGAUGUGCCUUAUAAUCUUAAGGUCUUAGUCUUCAGCGAAUAAUUUUCUGUACUUUUCAGAUUAAAUUAAAGACAAGCAUCACAAUAGAGCUUUAUCAAUAGACAUAUAACUAUCUAAAUGAUACGGAACGAUAUAUUAGUUCUAGUACUAUGAAUGGACUGAGGGUAGUAAGGUUUUUGUUGUUUGGUACUUGUCUGUAUGAUUUUAAAUAUAUUUGAAUAGUAUAAUAUGUCUACGUGUCUACGAUGGAGUCAAUGUCUUGGUGGUUUCGUUGACACAGUUCCAUUAAAACUGUAUGCCCAGGCCUACGCACAGUAUAUGCAAUGACAUAGUUACGUGACCGAAGCUGUUUACACGUACAUGCAGCAUUAUAUCGUGUUACAUAGUAUACUUACAAAUUAAACACGAUUGAGAUUAGUUCAUCUAAAGAAAUAUGAUUAAAUCAUGGUAUUUUUAUCAACUAUAACGAACGUUUGAGCAGAAAAAGUGGUGUUUACUAUUCAGCGAUAAGAGAAAUGAUUGAUUCACUCUUUUAAAAUAUGCUAGUCAGCUUUUGUUUGUACCUACCGCGCGUGCUCACAUAUCGGAAAAACCCAGAUUGGAGAGUUCCGAAUAGCAACUAUUUAUGGCUCUGGGAUCAAAGUUUGUCAUGCAUGGGCUGCAAAGGUGUUUUCCUUAAUAUUUCAUUAUAGUAAAAAAAAUAUCCUGUUCUGUCAAAAACUUAAAUUCUCAUCUGUAAUUGACCAUUUAACAAUUCUGAGAUGUUUCAAACAAUUUUCAUAGGAUGACAAUCAACCAAAUGAUUUGACAUUAUUUUAUUAUUGUUUCAUUAUUUGUCUGACAGCAUAAUAAUGAUGGUUUCUUUAAAGCAUGGUGAGCGACCUAGCCCUUCUUGUUAAUAACAUAGACAUAUUAAAUUAAAAAAAAAAAAAACAUGAUUAAAAUAAAUGUCUUCUUCAGAACAUUUACUUAAAUGCAAUUUUCAAGCACUGCCAAACUUGCUCUACUUUGAACUUACGGGUAUACUGACUUGAAGUGUCUUCUUUACAAAUUGUUUAUGAAUGAUUAACAAGUAAGCCUUGAAAAGUAUUUGAUAUUUGAUGCUUCAAAGUCUGAUUCUGUGUUCCGCUAUUUUGCAGUAGUGUUUUAUGUGCAAUUAUGUUUGAUUUAAAUGCAUUUUAGCUUACCUAUGCACAAAAUGCUAAAUUAAAGCUAUUUCGAUCAACCUAUGCCUUUGUUGUGUAGUGUGCAUCUCUCCUAAACAACUUUUAGUUUGUUACCACUCUAGAGGUCCCUUAUCUGUUUUUAAUAUUGAUAAAACUUUUUUAAAUGUUUUUCUUUACAAUAAUUAGGCCUGGUUCAAAUCAGGGUCAAGAAAGAAUUAACACUAGGUCACCUGGUCAAAUCGUCAAAAAAGCCUGUUAACACUCUAAAAGCCUUGAUACCUAGCCAAGUUGGAAUCUUUGUCCUGCUUGUUAGAAAAAUAUUUCACUAGGUAAAAUCAUAUAAAACUUUGUUACCCCUCUUAAAGCUACAUGUAUCAUUCAAUCUUAAUGGGAAUUGAGCAGAAUAUUCAUCAUCAGAAUAUGUGGGCAAGGUUGGAAUCUCCUGAAGUGCUGUCAAAAACUUGGUUAUCUGGUCCAUUCUUAGAAAAGAUUUUGUACCUGUCUAGAAACCACAUUUACAAUAAAAUCAGGAGGAAACAUGGUAAGAGUGUUAAUCUCACAUUCACUGGGCCAAUUUUGAAUCGGGGAAGAAUCGAUUCCAAAAAUAAAAUCUUAGAAAAACCUUGUAAAGAGUCCAGUAACACGUGUGCACAAUCCUCAAGCGUGUUACACAUUCCCUCUGGUUUCUAGGCAAUCUGUCGAGAUAGCUUUAAUAGGUAACCAUAAUUAUAUAAAAGGCGUAAUUUGUUGUAAUAAACCUUGACAUUCUUGAAUAAA
This is a messenger RNA of Dreissena polymorpha, 5580 nucleotides long. RefSeq names its product anoctamin-10-like. NCBI's taxonomy places the organism in Eukaryota, Metazoa, Mollusca, Bivalvia, Myida, Dreissenidae. Gene Ontology annotation, biological process: chloride transmembrane transport. The transcript has 15 exons. Gene Ontology annotation, cellular component: plasma membrane. Gene Ontology annotation, molecular function: chloride channel activity. The record is from RefSeq and is a predicted model, not a curated record. The coding region runs from base 354 to 2345 and encodes 663 amino acids.